CAUACGCCGCUACACAUCUCUAGGGCUUUGCGGCAUUGGGCAAAAAAUUUGCGAAAAUUUGUGAGUUUACAAGGAAAGCCAUUAAAUGGUGUAGCUUCGCAAAGCAAUCGAAUAAUUGCUGUAGGCCGGCGUUUCCAGAAUAUCUGGCUGGGUGCAUUUCGCAGGAGAAACUGAGGGGAAGUCAACUGCUGCAUAUUGAUAGGGCAGUCAGCCGAUGUGUCAAUGUUAAUCGCGCUUUUCGCGCUUGCACAUUUGCCAAUCUUUCGUAAGACGCCGCCCCCAGCAGCCCCCUCUCCGUCUGUCCCUCAGUCGCCAAGGUGUGGCAGAGCGUUCCAUCUACCGCCAGCAGACGUCGGCAUCCGUUCUUCGGUUAACGAAAAAGCAUCCGGGAUGAGCAGCAGCGCCGACCAGGAAAAGCCGAUAGCCGCGAAUGGCAAUGCGGUGGAUACCCAAGAUGUGGAGAUCAUCAACUUCCUGCAGCACGAGAAGCAGUGCUGCCGCGCCAUUAGGACUAAUCAGACAAAGGUCCUCACUUCCGGCGGCGGCCACACACGCGGCUCCUCCAAGGUCAAGCUUAAGAACAUCGUCGACUACAAGUGGGAACGCAAGUACUACUAUCCGGGUCACCUGGUGGCCGUCCACCGCGAUGGCAAGCACUUGGCCUACGCCAUUAAUGUCAAUAAUAAGGCCACCGGAAUGGAGGGUAUGGUGCGCGUAUGCAACAUUAGUACCAGUAUGCGGGCCCUAAUCAAGGGGAUGAGCGGAGAGGUCUUGGAUCUGCAGUUCGCCCACACUGACCGAGAGCGCAUUCUGGCUGUGAUCGAUGUCAGCUCCCUGUUUGUCUACAAAGUCGAUCAACUCGAGGGCAAUCUUCUGUGCAAUCUUGUGCUGAAGGUAGAGGACCCUAUUGCCAACUAUGUUCCGGAGUACGACAUGGUCUCCUGGUGUCCCUAUGUUUGUAAUAGCAACUCCGCUGUUCCGAUCAACGACGAGGACGAUGAGAAUCAGCUGCUUAUUUGGUCGCGCAGCUCUCAGUUCCAGUGCUUCCACGUCAAAAUGAUUGUCUCUGAGCAUGGGCGUGGUAAGAUUGAACCGGCUGCUCUGGAGACUGGCUAUUUGAAGAUCGAAGAAGACUCGCUAAUCACCUGCGCCGCUUUGUCCCCGGACGGUACUACUGUAGCUGCAGCCUGCGCCGAUGGUUUGGUUCGCUUUUACCAAAUCUAUUUCUUUGAUGUGCGCAACCAUCGUUGUCUGCACGAGUGGAAGCCGCACGAUGGCAAGAAGGUGUGCUCCCUAUUUUUCCUGGACAAUAUCAACAAGCCAAUAGAAGAUUCCUACUGGCAACAUGUGAUCACUACGAGCGAUGCCAACACCGAAAUCAAGCUGUGGAACUGUUCGCUGUGGGAAUGCCUGCAGACUAUUAACGUGGUGUCAAGUAAUCCGUCAUCAGGGCAACAUGGAAACUUCAUCGCCGGCAUUGAUCGCAGUGCCAAUUAUUUGGUGCUGUCCUGUUUGGAAUCACGAGCCGUAUAUGUGUUGCAGAUCAGCACCGUUGCCAGUGAAGAGUUAGCAGAUAGCCAGCCCGAUAGCGACGGAGAAGGAAGCGACAACUCCAAACGCAUUUUGAAUGUAGCCGAAUUUAGGCUAAGCUCGGGAAUCCUAUCAUUCUCUAUUGUAAACGCCAGUAUGCGCCGGGUGAAGAGCUCCAUCGAAAGCUACUAUUCUAUCGAAGAGCCCGAUGACUUCGACGACGACAGCAACUCAACCAGUGCGCUUGUGCUGCACAUGUUUGUGGUGCAGGCAAAGAGCCUCCAGGAGUGCCAUAUCAUUUACCAACCCUGCGUUGCGGCGCCCGAAAAGACAGAACGCCGUAGUCUGAGUAGCAAGCGAUCAGAGACACCGGAGGACAACCUGCUGAUCAAGCAGGAGCCUGAAUCUCCCAACAGCGGAACAUCGGGCACUGUCCAGCUGGAUGCUCUGUUUGCCAAAUCAACAAAGAGAUCCUCCACGGGCAGCUCAUCUGCCAUCGUGGCUGUUGCGGCAGCAGCAGCUGCUGCUCCUUCGGUCAUCCUGCAGGACGCCGCCAAGGAGGCCAGCAAGUCAGAGUCACCUCAACUUGGCAGCUCCUAUCCACAGGUGAAUCUCAUGACCCCAGAUGCCUUCAGUGCAAGCGGAACCUCGACGGCAACAGCAGUGGUGGUGGCCUCCAGCACCACGACAACUACAGGAACGGAUAGCUCUACGUCGGGCAGCGGAAACAAUAGGUCCAUUGAUUCGGCAGUUCUGCAAACGCUGCGCAUGCUGGCCACCGUAACGUCCAAGACAUCGGAAAAUCCCAACGCGGAGGUCCUUGUUAACCUAAUGAACAACACACUUAUCGAGGACAGGGAGCAGCAGAAGCUGAAGGAAAAGCUGGACGCUCGCAAAAAGUUCGUUGCUAUUGACCGAAAUCCCGAGCGUAAUGUGGCUGAGAACUUGGCAAGUGGCGGUUCUAGUCCGAGUCGUGAGGUACAGGAGAUAAUGGCUACUCAGGAGGACGACGAUGUCUAUGAGACGGAGCUUGAUGCCUAUGAGGCCGAGCUUGAGAAUGAGGAGGAAGAACUGGCCAACUCAUCGCCCCUGUUGGAGGCAGUUGAUGGAACCUGGCCCAUUGUUAAGUUGCCACCCCUCAAAAACUCAGCUGCGCUUCAGAAUGCUGCCCAGAUUAUGUCGCAAGCGGUGCAGAAUACCAACAAUGGCAAUGUGCCUCCCACUCUUGGUGGCGGUAACAACAACAACACUAGUGUGGGCAGCAAUAGCAACAACAACACGGCCACAACGCUGAACACAAGCAACAGCAGCAGCAAAAACAACGCAGGCGGAUCGGGCGAUGAUUCCAAUGGGAACGGAGAGCUGAAUGCCAAGAUAGAACUGCUACUAGAUCUUGUUAAGGCUCAAUCCAAGCAAUUAAACAAACUGGAGCACGAGGUUACCAAGCUACAAAAGCAGCAAGAGACGGUGGUCGCCCAGCAAUCCAAACCUGAUGCUUCCUUGGAUGCGAAAAAUGUCAACCAGCUGGCAUAUAAAAUCGAGAUGCAGCUGUCCAAGCUGAUGGAGCAGUACCUCAAACGCUACGAAAACGAACACAAGAGGAAAUUAACCGAAUUCCUGGCUGCACGUGACGGUUUAAAUCGGGAUCUGCGCGACUCUGUGCUUCAAGUGCUGAAUCAGUACGUGAUGAAUCAUUUUACAGACAUUAUAGGCAACGUUUUAAAUAUGGAACUGCAACGACAACUGCUCCCGCGGGUUAAUGCCAAGAUGGACCAACUUCAAGCCCAAAUGCAAGUGGAAAUUGUGCAGAAGUUGAGUGUUUUCGAUAAGACGGUCAAAGAGAAUAUCGCCCAGGUCUGCAAAAGCAAGCAAUUUUUGGAUACCUUUGGCAAGUCGGUUUUGAUUGGUGUCCAAGCCAGCCUCCAGACCGCCUUUAUAGAAUCUAUGAGCAGCACUUUGAUUCCAGCCUAUGAGAAGUCCUCGCAGAACAUGUUUAAACAGCUUCAUGAAGCCUUUAGCGUGGGCAUUAAGGACUUCAUGGUCCAGUUUAACACCUACCUGCAGCAUAUGCCCCAACCUCAAGCGGCGGGCGCCAACUCCGAGGAGCUGAACAGCAAGCUGACCAUGCUUAAGCAGCUGGUUGAAAGCAGCCUCCAUAAGCAUCGCACUGAACUCACGGACGCCAUGCUGGAGACACAAAGGGAGGUGAAGAGCUUGGAGAUUUUGCUGGCGCGCCAGGUACAGGAAACGAUCCGAACAGAGCUUCGCAAGCACAUGGAGACUCAGAACAUGGCAAUGCGCUCGCAGGCUGCCACGCCGGCACCACCAUACGACCUCAAGGACAGCAUCAAGCAACUCUUACUAGCUGGACAGAUCAACAAGGCGUUCCAUCAGGCUCUGCUGGCCAACGACUUGAGUCUUGUUGAGUUCACCCUCAGGCACACAGACAGCAACCAGGCCUUCACUCCCGAGGGAUGCAGGCUGGAACAGAAGGUUCUGCUGUCUCUCAUUCAGCAGAUAUCCGCUGACAUGACCAAUCAUAAUGAGCUUAAGCAGAGGUACCUUAAUGAGGCUUUGCUGGCCAUCAACAUGGCAGAUCCCAUUACCCGCGAGCAUGCGCCCAAAGUGCUCUCCGAGCUGUAUCGUAAUUGCCAGCAGUUCAUCAAGAACAAUCCCAAGAACUCGCAAUUCAGCAACGUCCGCCUGCUGAUGAAGGCAAGCAUCACGUACCGCGACCAGUUAAAAUGAUAUCAAGAGAACUACAACCUGGCCAGCGGCUGGUACUGAUAGAGAACCCAUCCGACCCUGUCCCGGCAUCGAUCCCAAUCCCAGAUAGUUAAUCUAGGACCACAUACACAGAUUGAUACAUACACGCUUGUAGUUAAGUCCAGAAAGCAGUUCAUCCCUGCUAAAAAGCUCUCAGCCAAGAUCAUUCUCAAAGAGUUGAAAAUUAAUCUAUGCCUUUCAUUUUAUUGUUUUUAUGUUUUGUGCGUGUUUUGUUUUAAGUAAGGCAAAUGUUCAUGUCGCUAUAUUGAAAAUGUAUUAUCCUUAGAAAGAUUAUCCUACUAAAUGGCAAUAUUGUUUUUCAUAAUUUAAUUUUUGCACCGAUCUGCGAGCAGUUCGACUGUGCUGCCUUUUUAGUUUCGUUCUUUUUUAUAUUCUUUUUUAAAAUUAUGACGCUUACUGAAAAAAAUAACAAAAACACUGAGCUGUAAAAACUUAUUUAAAAAAUGAUUUUCAAAACAAUAGAAGAUUUCGAUUAUGACGAACAACACAAACACAUUUAUGAUGAUUGCAAAUGCAAAAACUACAAGUAAAUCGUAGGUAAUAAGUUAAAAACGAAAUAAGUAAAAAAAAAACUAAAAUUUAUAAUUAAAAAAAAAAAUAAAUGUAUGUACUUGAAAAACUCCACAAACAGUUUUUGUU
Molecule: messenger RNA, 4956 nt
Organism: Drosophila ficusphila
Lineage: Eukaryota; Metazoa; Arthropoda; Insecta; Diptera; Drosophilidae
Gene: Ge-1
Product: enhancer of mRNA-decapping protein 4 homolog
Exons: 11
Coding region: 223-4278 (1351 amino acids)
Biological process (GO): deadenylation-independent decapping of nuclear-transcribed mRNA
Cellular component (GO): P-body
Molecular function (GO): protein binding
Source: RefSeq, a predicted model, not a curated record